Cinara cedri is the source of this 3418-nucleotide messenger RNA. The record is from the annotation of a GenBank genome assembly. NCBI's taxonomy places the organism in Eukaryota, Metazoa, Arthropoda, Insecta, Hemiptera, Aphididae.
CUAUGUCAGUGGUCAGUCACGUCACUUACGGGAGAACGUUCAACAGUCGACACAAAGCGCACAAUAGAAUUUCGCGAACACUCGCCAGAACGCGGAAAUAAGUCUGUGCGAAACCCCAAAACAUUAAGGUUUUAACGUUUUUUAUUUUUAUUUAACUUGAUUUCCGUGAGUUUUUCACCUUUUACACGACUAUUUGCAGUCAUGGAAUUCCCAAAUUUAGGUCAGCACUGCAGCAAAGAUACGUGUAAACGUUUGGGUAAGUGAUCGUUAAUACUUACACAUAAAAAUUAAUACUAUAAUAAUUGUUUGUACAGUAUUUAAAAAUCAUAAUUGGACUUAUUACCUAAAAUAGCAACUUGGUCAUAAACUCAUAAGACAACGGGAUUAGAAAACUGACAGUUAAAUGUGGCGUUAUAACAUACUUGUUAUAAGUCGAAGGUGAAACAUUGCUAAAAUAUCGAAAUUAAUAACGAUUUUAAAAUGAUGAAAAUAAAAAAUCUAUUACACCUUAAUUUUAUUGAACUUUACUAAAUUUUUUUUUUUUAAACCCAAAAGAUAUAUUUCAACUAGUGAUGUGAUAUAAAUCCGGAAAUCGAAGAAUCUGAAUUCCAUACCUCAAAUCACGAAAAUUGUCUAGUUCGUACUUUAGGCAAGUCAUUUUUUGAUUUUCCAAGCAGGUUUUCAUUAUUAUUGGGAACGAACGGACAGACAUUUACGGUGUAAUGAUGUCAUGAUUUUACAUUAUCGCACCUAACUAAUGUUAAAAAAUUGUAGAAACUGGUAUUUUUUACAAAAUACUAUAUUGGCCUUUUGUAGACGUGGUCAAAUUUUCAAAACACUCUAGCUAUUUUUAGUUAUUUGAUAAUUUUGUGUUUUUAUAUGUAUUUUUGUUUAGUAAGUAUCUGUGAUUAAAAUUAUCACUCUUAUAUGACUUAAAAGAAAUUUCACUGAUUUUGGAUUUUUUGAACUUUAAGAAAUCCGAAUAUUUCCUACCACCAAUUUCAAUCAAUAUUUCUGUACUUCACCAAUUUAAAAAAUAAUAAUUGUUUUAUAUUUUUGUUUUAGAUUUCUUGCCUGUAAAAUGUGAUGCAUGCACAGGUAUAUAUUGGUAAGUUCUAAUAAGUAACAUUUUUUUAAAAAAAAUUUUUGUUUGCCUAUACGUUCUAAGACAAAUCUCUGAUGACACAGCUCAAACCAUAUGAGUUAUAGUAGUCACCAAUGUCAAUCCGCUUACAAAAAAAGUGUUCAAGUGCCCAUGUGUCCAUUAUGCAACAAGCCUGUACCAACACCUCGGGGACAAAAACCGGAUUUUAUUGUUAGCCAGCACAUUGACAAUGACUGUCGGUUUACUGCGGGUAAAAAGGUAAUGUUCACAACAACAAUAGUUAUAGUGAAUAAUUUGUUAUAAAUAUUUAAAUUGCAAAUAUGAAUUCAAUUAUUUUUUUAUUAGGUGUUUACAAAUAGAUGCACGGUAGUCAAAUGUCGUGGAAAAGAAGCUGUGCCAGUGGUAUGCAGUGAAUGCCGUCAAAACUAUUGCUUUAAGCAUCGCCAUCCUUUAGACCAUAGUUGUGCCGGUAGUGUAAAAACUGUUCAAAGAAAACUGCCGUGAGUAGAUAUUAUUUUUUUUUUUUUCAUCUAUACCUAUAUAUUUAUUUAUGUUUAGAGAUGUAAAAGGUUUCUUUGGAACCAAUGGAAUUAGUAAAAAUAAAACCUUUACUGCAACUGCUAUACAAGGGAAUAUGGUAAUUUGAAUUAAAAUAUUUAAAUACUUUAAUGUUUUAGUAAUCUGUUCUAAGUAAAAGAAUUAUAAUUAAAUAUUUACAUUUUUUUAAAAAUUAUAUUUUCAGAGUGAAGAUGAAGCAUUGGCUAGAGCUUUAACUGAAUCUGAACGCUUGACAAACAGACCUAUUGAGAACCCGCAGCAAAGAUGUUCGGUUUCAUAAAAUUGUCAAUUAUUGUCAGUUAUUCCACAAAAUUAAAAUGCACAUUUUACAAUAGUGCAUGUUUUAUUGUAAUAUUUUAAAAAUUAUCAAAUUAUUAAGACAUAUAUCUAAUCUAUAUUAUUUCUAUUUCUUUCUAUUAUUGUACCAUUCCACCAAAAAAAAUUUGCAUUAAUGUUUCAUUUUCAUAUUUUAUAUAGUAUUUAUAAGCAAAAUAAUAACUUGAAUAAUUUCACUUAACAAAAUAAUUCAAGGCUUAUAAAGGGUAUGUCAAUUUCACAAGAAAUAAAAUUAUCCGUCCUCGUUUAUGUUCACAUUUUUUAAAAAUAUAUUGCAGUUUGAUUUGAAGAAAAGUAUUAAACGGAAUAUUUUAUUUUUUUUGUUUAGAUUAUUACCAUUGAUUAUAAAUUAUUGCAUUUAUAUAUUUAAUUACCUAACUUACAAAUUUUGUUGCAAGAGCACAAGUUGAAAUUGAAAAUAAAAUUUGUGUAUGUAAACUAAACUAAUUAAUAGUUAAUUUUAAAAUAUAAAAGGCAAUCAUAUUUUAUAAAAAUGUAAUUUAAAGGUUAAAUCUAAGUUAGUAUAAUGGUAUUGAACAACUUAGAAACUGAAGAAUGUAAUUUUUUUUGUGAUAGGCGAGUUUGAAGUGGAGAUGAGUUAGCGCAAGGGAUGGUUAAUUUCAUGUAGUUUGUCAUUUCUACGGUGAUUAACACAUGCUUAGAAUUGUGUUUCACAUAUAAUCUUAAGAAAAUUUGUUAAAAGAUUUUUGAACUCAAAUUACUCUGCGAUAAAUCAAAAUAUUGUUAUUGUUUAAAGCUAUUGUACGCAAUUUUUUCAUCAAAUUCUUUUUCCUUCUGUACCAUAUUAUGUUAUUAUUAAUAGGCCAUAUACAUACAAACUUUUAAUAUUUUUAAUAAACAACAAAAUAACAAAGACAUCAACCACAUAUAUUUUACCUAAAUUUAUUGUGUUCUUUAUAAAUUGGUUUAUACAUUUUUUUUUAUUAUUAUUAUUAUUAUUCAUUAACAUAAGACUAACAUGCUCUAUAAUAUAAUAUUAAUAAUAAAUGUAAUUUAUGAUAAAUGUACAAGACAAGUAUAAUAUUUACAAAACUCGUUGGUUUGGCUUUUUUUCUUCUUUUAUGUAAAAAAAAAAAACAAACAAAAAUUACAUUUUGCCACUACACAUUGUCACAUAAAUUUUAAAAAUGUCUACAAUUCAUUCCUAUAAAAUAAAAACUGUUGUAUAAUGUUUUUCUUUGUCGUUUUUGGCUUUAUAUUGUACUGUCGUAAAAUGUAUUCUAUAUACUAUAUAAGAUACAUUAAAAAAAAUUUAAUAAAAAAAAAAAUGCAUUUUGGGUCUUUCAUUAGUAAUCCUAAUAAUGAAUAAAGUAAUUAAAACACAUUCUCAGCAACGUUGUAGUAGAUACUAAUCUUUUUUUAUAGUUUGAGGAGCUUCUGCAAGACCUUUGACCUAAA